AUGGCUUUCACCGAUGGAUACAUGGCAGCCUCCAGACAAAUCCUCGAACCCAAACCCACAUCGAAAUUCAUGAAAGUUUUCACACCGAUAUUGACAAUAUUUUUCAUAAGUGGUUUUUUAAUUUGUUUAAUUAUAAUUGUAAGUGGAUCCGUGUUCAGGACACAAAUGAGUAAAUAUUUGGAAGUUAAUCCUGAAGAGAUACACGUGACUUUUAGAGAUGUUAAAGGAGCAGAAGAAGCAAAACAAGAAUUAAAAGAAAUCGUUGCUUUUUUAAGAAAUCCCGAAAAAUUUUCAAUAUUGGGUGGUAAAUUACCAAAGGGUGUUUUGCUAGUCGGACCUCCGGGCACUGGAAAAACUUUACUCGCUCGUGCCGUGGCAGGAGAAGCAAAAGUUCCAUUUUUUCACGCUGCCGGACCCGAAUUCGAUGAGGUUUUAGUCGGUCAGGGAGCGAGGAGAGUGAGAGAUUUGUUCAAAGCUGCCAAAGAAGUAGCUCCAUGUGUUAUUUUCAUCGACGAAAUCGAUUCAGUAGGUUCGAAAAGAACAAACAGCACCCUUCAUCCAUAUGCCAAUCAAACAAUUAAUCAACUACUUUCGGAAAUGGAUGGAUUUCAUCAGAACGAAGGAGUCAUUGUUCUCGGUGCUACAAAUCGUCGAAACGAUUUGGAUAAAGCUUUGCUAAGACCGGGUAGAUUUGACGUCGAAGUUAUGGUACCCAUACCGGAUUAUACGGAAAGAAAAGAAAUAAUUGAAUAUUAUUUAAGCAAAAUACUUUAUAAAGAUAUUAAUUUAGAAUUACUCGCUAGAGGCACGGUGGGAUUCACGGGUGCCGAUUUAGAAAACAUGGUUAAUCAAGCUGCUUUAAGAGCUGCCAUCGAAGGUGCCGAUAGCGUGACUAUGGCUUAUUUAGAAAGUGCAAAAGAUAAAAUACUUAUGGGUCCGGAGAGAAAAUCAAGAAUGCCCGAUUCCGAAACGAAUUUAAUAACGGCAUAUCACGAAAGCGGUCACACGAUUGUUUGCUACUACACGAAAGAUUCUAAACCUAUACACAAAGUGACGAUACUACCCAGAGGAAGAUCCUUAGGACACACCGCAUACAUUCCAGAAAAAGAACAAUAUCUUGUUAAAAAAUCCGAACUGUUAGCAACUAUGGACACACUCAUGGGUGGUAGAGCCGCAGAAGAAAUAAUAUUCGGACCGGAUAAGAUAACAACGGGAGCAUCAAACGAUUUAAAAGAAGCAACGUCCAUAGCUACUCACAUGGUUAAAGAAUGGGGUAUGUCAGAAUCCGUAGGUUUGAGAACGGUUGAGGAAAAUCAAAGGUCAUCAGAAGCCAUUGAUGCAGAAAUAAGUUGGCUCCUACAAGAAUCUUAUAAAAGAGCUAAAACGAUAAUAAAAAAUUAUUCAAGAGAAUUAAAAUUGUUAGUUGAAGCUCUUUUAAAAUAUGAAACGUUGGACGCGGAUGACACACAAAACUGUCUUUCCGCCCAUUCAAUGUUUACAUUUAACUAA
Pediculus humanus corporis (human body louse) is the source of this 1509-nucleotide messenger RNA. RefSeq lists its product as uncharacterized. Gene Ontology annotation, cellular component: mitochondrial inner membrane. Bases 1 to 1509 code for a protein of 502 amino acids. Gene Ontology annotation, molecular function: metalloendopeptidase activity; ATP-dependent peptidase activity; ATP hydrolysis activity. The record is from RefSeq and is a predicted model, not a curated record. The transcript has 2 exons. NCBI's taxonomy places the organism in Eukaryota, Metazoa, Arthropoda, Insecta, Psocodea, Pediculidae. Gene Ontology annotation, biological process: protein quality control for misfolded or incompletely synthesized proteins; mitochondrion organization.